UGAUCAGCUACCAUCAUCAGUCUCUUAAACAAAAGUUGAUGAAGGUUUCACAGCAACUUUACUGUAGUCUACUUUUCCGACCGCUGACAUGUCUGCAAUGAAUAGCUGGUGGAUUCCAUGCAUUGUUUUCCUACAUUCCGCUUAUUUGGGAUCUUGUGAUUCAGACUCUGGAAUAGCAGAUGGAGCCCAGCCUGAGCUCUUCAUUUUCCACCAGUCGUGCGCCCUGAAGAAGGACGAAGGGCCCUGCAAGGCGUUAAAGGAGCGUUUCUACUUCGACAUUGACACGGGCCGCUGUGAGGCCUUCGAGUUCGGCGGCUGCAGAGGCAACGCCAACAAUUUUGAGACCUUGGAGGCGUGUGAGGAAAUGUGCCUGGUGUCUGUUGACAAGAGUCCCUGUCACCUGGAGGAGGCUCCGGGGCCAUGUCGAGGUCUGGUGACUCGCUACUUAUUUGACAACCAGAGCCAGGAGUGCAAGCAGUUCUACUAUGGAGGCUGCUUCGGCAACGCCAACAACUUCAAGAGUAUGAAAGAGUGCCAGGCUAGAUGCCAGAACCCAGAAAACCCCACUGUGGCCCUUAAAUUGGAUGUGGCCCCUAAAUUGAAGGACACCGUCCCACAACCCCAUAGCCAGCCCAGUGUGCAGUCUCUCAAAGUAACUGACUUCAAUCCUCCGGACUUGUGUCUCAGUCCCAUUGACAGGGGCACAACAUGUGAUGGAGAGGAGAGAACUGAGAGGAGAUACGUGUACAACCCCAAGACAAAGAGAUGUCAGUCGUUGCGCUACAAUGGCUGCGGGGGAAACAAGAACAACUUUGUCCACAAGAGACACUGCAUGAAGAUGUGUGUGAAGCCAGAUCAGCAUCACAAAGGGAAGGUCAUUCGUAUAAAGAAGAAGAACAGCAACAUCUUGUUUCGAUCUGUCUAAAUCAAGGCUUCAUAUUAAACCCUUCCUACUUCCUAUUAAACCCUUCCUACUUCCUAUUAAACCCUUCCUACUUCCUAUUAAUAUUAAACCCUUCCUACUUCCUAUUAAACCCUUCCUACUUCAUAUUAAACCCUUCCUACUUCCUAUUAAACCAUUCUUACUUCCUAUUAAACCCUUCCUACUUCCUAUUAAACCCUUCCUACUUCCUAUUAAACCCUUCCUUCUUCCUAUUAAUAUUAAACCCUUCCUAUUAAUAUUAAACCCUUCCUACUUCUUAUUAAACCCUUCCUACUUCUUAUUAAACCCUUCCUACUUCCUAUUAAACCCUUCCUAUUAAUAUUAAACCCUUCCUACUUCUUAUUAAACCCUUCCUACUUCCUAUUAAACCCUUCCUACUUCCUAUUAAACCCUUCCUACUUCCUAUUAAACCCUUCCUACUUCCUAUUAAACCCUUCCUACUUCCUAUUAAACCCUUCCUACUUCCUAUUAAACCCUUCCUACUUCCUAUUAAACCCUUCCUACUUCCUAUUAAACCCUUCCUACUUCCUAUUAAACCCUUCCUACUUCCUAUUAAACCCUUCCUACUUCCUAUUAAACCCUUCCUACUUCCUAUUAAACCCUUCCUACUUCCUAUGAAACCCUUCCUACUUCCUAUUAAACCCUUCCUACUUCCUAUUAAUAUUAAACCCAUCCUACUUCUUAUUAAACCCUUCCUACUUCCUAUUAAACCCUUCCUACUUCCUAUUAAACCCUUCCUACUUCCUAUUAAACCCUUCCUACUUCCUAUGAAACCCUUCCUACUUCCUAUGAAACCCUUCCUACCUCCUAUGAAACCCUUCCUACUUCCUAUGAAACCCUUCCUACUUCCUAUGAAACCCUUCCUACUUCCUAUGAAACCCUUCCUACUUCCUAUGAAACCCUUCCUACUUCCUAUGAAACCCUUCCUACCUCCUAUGAAACCCUUCCUACUUCCUAUGAAACCCUUCUUACUUCCUAUUAAACCCUUCCUACUUCCUAUUAAACCCUUCCUACUUCCUAUUAAUAUUAAACCCUUCCUACUUCUUAUUAAACCCUUCCUACUUCUUAUUAAACCCUUCCUACUUCCUAUGAAACCCUUCCUACUUCCUAUUAAACCCUUCCUACUUCCUAUUAAUAUUAAACCCAUCCUACUUCUUAUUAAACCCUUCCUACUUCCUAUUAAACCCUUCCUACUUCCUAUUAAACCCUUCCUACUUCCUAUGAAACCCUUCCUACUUCCUAUUAAACCCUUCCUACCUCCUAUGAAACCCUUCCUACUUCCUAUUAAACCCUUCCUACCUCCUAUGAAACCCUUCCUACUUCCUAUGAAACCCUUCCUACUUCCUAUGAAACCCUUCCUACUUCCUAUGAAACCCUUCCUACUUCCUGUGAAACCCUUCUUACUUCCUAUUAAACCCUUCCUACUUCCUAUUAAACCCUUCCUACUUCCUAUUAAUAUUAAACCCUUCCUACUUCUUAUUAAACCCUUCCUACUUCUUAUUAAACCCUUCCUACAUACACUACUUUUGAAUGAGUCUUUAUUUAUAUCAUUCUUAUUUGACUUUGGUAUGUCCUUGUAGUCUUGCAGCAAUUGUAUAAAAGGCUUGUUUUGGCCUAUUGUGUAAUGUUGUAUUGCUUAUUGUAACCUUUUAACCGUUUGUAAGAAGAUUUGUUUUUGUAAUAUCACAAUUUUAUACAUUUUUUUUUACUGUCACAUACCAAAUACCGGUAUAUAAUUGUAUUUUUUUUCUUCCUGAGGACACCAGACAAGUUAUUUUUUUGACAAAUGAUGAACAUUAAUUAUCCCAAAAGCACUGCACAUGUAAUAUCAUACAAUAAAGCACAUUAUCUGUA
Salvelinus fontinalis (brook trout) is the source of this 2797-nucleotide messenger RNA. RefSeq names its product tissue factor pathway inhibitor-like. NCBI's taxonomy places the organism in Eukaryota, Metazoa, Chordata, Actinopteri, Salmoniformes, Salmonidae. Bases 89 to 925 code for a protein of 278 amino acids. Gene Ontology annotation, cellular component: extracellular region. Gene Ontology annotation, molecular function: serine-type endopeptidase inhibitor activity. The record is from RefSeq and is a predicted model, not a curated record. The transcript has 6 exons. Gene Ontology annotation, biological process: negative regulation of peptidase activity.